Cylas formicarius (sweet potato weevil) is the source of this 6458-nucleotide messenger RNA. It is a transcript of the gene kto, whose product is annotated as mediator of RNA polymerase II transcription subunit 12. The record is from RefSeq and is a predicted model, not a curated record. Gene Ontology annotation, biological process: regulation of transcription by RNA polymerase II. Gene Ontology annotation, cellular component: mediator complex. NCBI's taxonomy places the organism in Eukaryota, Metazoa, Arthropoda, Insecta, Coleoptera, Brentidae. The coding region runs from base 96 to 6323 and encodes 2075 amino acids. The transcript is spliced from 22 exons. Gene Ontology annotation, molecular function: transcription coactivator activity.
ACAACGUCAAUAUUUACAUUUUUUUACCCCUUUGGAAAAUCCGUAUAUAAACAUGCUUUAGGUCAUUUAAAUUUAAGGAGGGCAAAGUCUCAACAAUGAAAAUGACUAGCAGCAGUACGCUGUAUGAAAAAAGGCCCCUGAAGAAGCAGCGGAUGGGGCCGCCCGAUGUUUACCCUCAGGAGCCGAAACAGAAGGAGGACGAACUCACUAGCAUUAACGUGAAACACGGGUUCCCCACAAUGACGCACCUAAGCGAUGAAUUUGGAACUGCUAGAAACUGUAAUGUCACUGCUAGCAAGGUUGGAGCUUAUUUUAAUUCCAUCAUCUCGAGAAAGGAGGAAUUGAGUAUGUUGCCAGAUUCUGGCAGAAAGAGACAGCAGAUUAAUCAUAAGGAUAACUUUUGGCCCGCAACUAUUAGAACUAAAACUCAUAUUGAAGCUUGGUUCAAAGACUUGGCUGGUAGUAAGCCUCUCAUGAACUUAUCAAAGAAAGCUCCAAAUUUUAACAAAAAAGAGGAGAUUUUCAUGAUGUUAACAGAAUAUCAAGUGCCGAUGAUGAGAGCUGCCUGGUUUAUUAAACUCAGUUGGGCUUAUACAGUUGCCGUUUCUGAAGUAAAAAAUAAAAAAAGGCAAAUGACAGAUCCAACAACAGAAUGGACUGGCACUCUUCUUAAAUUUUUAAAAGACCAAAUUCCAAAGUUACAGGAGCAUUAUACUCAGAAUGAUAAAGCACCUCCUCCACCCAUAGCCAGUAAUGAUACUGAACAGAAAUUAGCAUUGCGCCAUUGGUUUUAUUGCACCCGACUUAUUAAGUAUAUGUAUGAGGAAGGCUUAAUUGAAAGGCAAGAGGUGUUGACUUGGAUUAUUGAAUUAUUGGAAAAACAAGACAAACAAAAAUCUCAGCCACAAGAAGAUGGCAUUUUACGGCUUUAUUUACCUCUAACACUUCAGUAUUUGGACGAGUUUGUUCAGUCUGAGCUACUUUCAAGAAGACUGUGCCAUUUCGCGGCUAAAAAAAUCAAUUUUAUGCUUUGCAAUGUUGCAGAAUCAAACAUUAUUACAUCUCCUCAAAGUGAAAUAAAAACUGAUCAAAAGGAUAGUGAUAAGGACAAGAAAGAGAAUAUUCCACCUAACCCUGUGCAAAGCACUUUACUGGAGUAUCAUAAUUGCCCUCACCACAAGGACAUAAUACUUCAACUUAGCACAGUUAUUCAUACAAUUGUGCUUGAAUGUCCCACAAGUCUUGUGUGGUGUUCUACCGGUGUAGGUACCCAGUGGCACGGAUCACCUUUAGAUAAUCUGCCCAUUUCACCUUCCAUUUUGCCAAUGCCAGCCCGUUGUGAUAUGAAUACAUACCGUAAACAAAUAUUGCAUGCAGAGAACUGUAUAAGAGAGAGGAGCAAGCGGGUGGAAGGGAAGUGGUGUACGGAUAAAUGGCAGCCAACAUCUGCUGUUUUUAAAGGGACUGUUACAACAAGAGUAUUAGCGGCCUUAGAUGCUUUGGAUAGGCAUCGUUUUGAUAAAAUGGAUUCUACAAACUCCCUGGAUACCCUUUAUGCCAAGGUAUUUAGUGGUCCGCCAGAUCAAGAAAACUCGGUAGUGAAGCUGUUAUGUGAAUGGGCGGUAUCACCUGAGAGAACAGGCGAGCACCGGGCUCUAGCGGUGGCGGCCCUUUUGGACAGGCGGCAGUCGGACUCUAACCCUCUAAACGAUCAAGAAGCAACUGCAGGCGACGACAAAGACAGUAGCAGUUCAUUGCCGGGUGGUCCUCCAAUGUUUCAAUCCUUAUUAAUGAAAUUUUUGGACGUUGAUGCCCCCCUGCCUUCCCCAGACGAUUGUGCUCAAAAGAAAACAGCAUUUUCAAAUUUAGUUCAUCUUUUUGCCGAGCUCAUUAGAAGGGACGUUUUUUCGCAUGACGCCUAUAUGUGCACCUUAAUCGCGAGAGGUGAUUUGUUGGGACAUGAAGAGAAUACCGACAGUAUAACAAAUCAUCACAGCAAAAUAGAGCCAAUGGAUUACGACGAUGCCGACGUCGACAAUGAUCUAGACAAAAUACUCCAGAACAUCAAGGAGGACCAACAGAACUCUAUGGACAUUCCCGACAGCCCGAAAGAUCAUGAACACGGCCACCAUCCACAAGUUCCUCAGAUGGGUCACGUGCCCAUGGAAACCGGUCAUGUGGACCAUAAAGUCAAACCUUCGCGCCAUUUCUUAUACACCACCCAUUUUCCUUUGAGUCAGGACGACCCUUUUAGUCAACACGAUUGCAACCAAAGGCACAUCCUGCUUUACGGCGUGGGCAAAGUGCGCGAUGAGGCCCGCCACACUGUUAAGAAAAUGUCUAAAGAAAUCUGCAAAUUGUUCUCAAAGAAAUUUAGCAUCGACGUUGCUGAAGGUGGCAAAGUGAAGAAGCACUCACGAAACGAGUUCAACUUCGAGGCGACGACGCAGAAAUGUCAGAGUCUGAGCUAUUUUGACCAGCACGUGGUCACGUGGCAGUGUAGCGUCAUGGUGGUGGAAAUGUUGAACUCCUUCGCUACAGGCAACUCCAAUUAUCUGCCCGUCCAAGAGCAUGUUGCUUUUCUAUUUGAUCUCAUGGAACUCGCGCUGAACAUAUAUGGUCUUAUCGACGUUUGUAUCCAAAUUCUUAAGGAGUUGCCUGAAGUAGAGAACCAACUGCACAACAAGAACUUUGCCAAUCAGAAUUCGCUCAGCCGUAGCUACACCACCGGCUUGAGUUUGUACAUUGUGGGGAUCCUGAGAAGGUACCACUGUUGUCUGUUGUUAUCCCCCGAACAAACGUCGGCCGUGUUCGAAGGUUUGUGUAAAGUCGUCAAACACGUGACCAAUCCGGGCGACUGCAGUUCCGCCGAACGUUGCAUACUCGCCCACCUUUACGACCUCUAUUCCUCGUGCAGCCUUCUCAAAUCGAAGCCCCACACGGUCGAGCCGUUCGGUAACGCCUACCCCAAAAUCAAACAGGCCCUCUACAGCACGCUACAGCCCACGCCCAGCACUUACGUCUAUUCGUCUCAGUUUAUGCAAGAGAUGCUGAUGAAUCCGAGGCGAAUGGGUCGUAUCGAGAGCGCGUGGGCGAAACAACUAAACGAGAACGGAAACAAUCGAUAUUCGUUUGUCAGUAACGCCGUAAUUCGCGUGUGCAGAGAGAACGACAACGAGAGGUUAAACGAUUUGGCCAUAAUGUGCGCGGAAAUGACCGCCUGCUGCAAUUCGCUGGCGUCCGAGUGGUUGGGAGUGCUGCUGGUGCUAUGCAGUCCAAUGUCGCAUCCUGGUUAUUACACCGACGUCAUGAAUCAACUUGAUAUACAGGACGUCAGUAUUCACAACGCUUUAGCGGUGUUUACGUGCAUUCUGAUCGCGAGGCAUUGCUUCUCCCUCGAAGAUUUCGUCGGUAGAGUUGCGUUGCCAAGUUUACUAAAGCAGGUGAAAUGUUUAGAUAACGGGGGCGGGGUCGCGGAAGCCGGCAUGCGUCUGACGUGUCACUUGCUACUGAGACUGUUUCGAACCGCCGAAGGGCCCCAACCCGGACUUUAUUCGGUCGGCUCGCCGCCAUUGACAGCUCCUAGGCUACCGUUGGGAAUUCGGUUGAGCUGCGAUAGGCAUCUGCUGGCGGCCGCACACAGGAAUAUCGACGUUGGUCCCGUGUUGGCGGUUUUAAAGGCGGUGUUGUUAGUGGGUGAUACGACGGCGAAAGAGGGCACCGAGCUCAGCCUGUCCAACAUUUUGGGCACCAGCGACUUGCGUAACGGCCCAGACGGUCCAAACUUGGAUUUGCCGGUGAACGUGGAUGUUUGCGGAUCCAGGACUGCGCAUAGACAAAUUAGUACCGGAAACCCAGAAGGUACUGCUUCGCUAUCUGCUUUCGCAAACCACGUUUUGCGGGAGAUUUGCUCCCAACAGUGGGUACUCGACAGAUGCCUGUGUCAUCCGGAGAAACUAUGCGACAGUGAUAAUUUGCUCGAUGAUUUAUUGAGUCACUCCCAGGCCCAACGGUUAUUGCACAUGAUAUGCUAUCCGGAUAUAGCGUCCAGUAUCGACGAGCUCGACGAAAAGAGCAUGAUUAGUAGAAUUCUUGAGAAUCUCGACUUGUGGACAUUGAGGAUGUCCUGGCUUGACCUUCAGCUGAUGUUUAAACAAUAUAGUGUCAAUACACCUGAACUCUCGCAAUGGCUAGACACCGUCGCCAAAGCGGCAAUAGACGUAUUUCAUUUGAAUUCUACAAGCGGAAAUUCCCCAAAAGCAGAGGAGGGCAAAAAGUCAGAAAUUCGUAACAAAACCAAUUCUAUUUGGUUGGUCGCGCCGCUGGUUGCCAAGUUAUCCAGUGCUGUACAGGGGCGAGUAUUAAAGGUCGCUGGUCAAGUUUUGGAAAGCGGUGGCUGGUGCAAGGAACAAAAAACAAAAACUAGAAGCAACGGUGAGAAUCAGAGUUUGCUGAGUCAUCAGCCUUUCCUAAGUCUGGUGCUGACCUGCCUCAAAGGGCAAGAGGAGGGACAAAGAGAGGGUUUACUUUCGUCUCUUCACCAACAACUUUCGCAGUUGGUUCAGCAAGCCAAGGAGGGCAACUUGCAAGAUGUUUGUCACGGAGAAAGAACGUUAGACGGUCUUCGAUUGCGUUUUGCGUUGGUCGGCGGGGUCUUUGAAGCUUUCCAAAGAAAUCAUUCGGCCGCUAUAGACUGGGCUUUGUUACUCGUUCAACUGGUAACCUAUGGCAUCAUCGAUCUUCAUACUAACAGCGAACUAUUCACCACAGUGAUCGAUAUGCUGUCUACAUUGGUCCAUUCUGCCUUGGCUACAGACAGCCAGGAUGAGGGACGAAAAAUGCAUCAAAACCUGAUGAAAAAGAUAAAAAAGGAAAUCGGCGAGAGAUUCAAUGCGUCGCUGCUGCACAUCAAGCAGCUUUUGCCGUUGCCUAGGUGGACCACUGAAAUUAUAGCCGUCGAACCCGCAGGCAGCAUUACAGACAGUAAAGGGAAUAAAAUCAGCUUCGAUAGCGUCGACAAGAAACAUGACUUGCAGGUAACGGAUAAGCAACGGGUAAGCAGCUGGGAUAUUUUGGAAGGUAUGAAAAAUCCGCCGCCGCUGUCUUGGUCUUGGUUCGGUGCGGUUAGGUUAGAAAGGAAACCGCUAACGUGCGAGGACACGCAUCGGCUAUUGAAGUUUCACACGCACAACCUCCAGAAACCGUCGUCGCAUUAUUUGGACCCGCCACCCCUGCCGCCAGAAGAUCUCGAACCAAUUCCCGAUAAACCGGCGGAUACGCCUUCAUCCGUUGACCAAAGCCCCGCGGCCUUAGGCAAAGGAAGAGGCAAGGGUCAGAGGAAACGCAAACCUAAACCAGGUCCGAUGCAUGUAAACCCGAUGGGUAUGGCACAGAACCCGAUGGGUCAAGGUAAUGCCGCGAUGGGCAUGAACGUACAAGGGAACAACCCCCAAAUGGGCCACAACAUGAACGCGUAUGGGCAGAACCCCGCCAUGCAGCAAAACCAGCAGUAUGGCGCGAAUACAGGCCAGCAGUGGUACGGUCAGAACCAGAACCCUCAGCAGGGAUACUAUCCUCCAAUGCAGGUGAACAGAUUCGAGAGACCUCAACUGAACACGUCCAAACAAGCCCUGUCAAACAUGUUGCGCCAACGACAUCCCAUCAACAACUACAUGCCCGGCAUGCAGGCCAACCAGGCGGCCACGCCUCCAGGUGCUGCGUACAACCAGAUGCAACGCGGAUUUCCUAGACAGGCUAUUAGGCAGCAGCAUCCUGGUGCUAUGCAGCCGAAUCAGGCAAUGUUUUCAAAUCAGUACGGCAAUAUGCAAGGCGGCAUGCCCAACCAGUAUGGCAACUUCGCCGGAAACUCCCAAGCGAUGAUGCAAAGCAACAUGCAAAAUAACCCGCAAAUGAUGCAAGGCGCUCAGGGUAACAUAUUCGGGGGACAGCAACAGGGCUUUGGACAACCAAGACCUGCCCAGCCAGAUUUCAGGCAAAUGGCGCAAAACCCGAGGGCUCCGUACAUGCAACAGGCACCAAAUGUGACAAUGAACACAAAUAUGGGAAAUAUGGGCGGUAUGGGAGGACAAGGUGGUCCGGCUCCACCUUACUCGCGUCCAGGUCAGGUAAUGCAGCCUGGCGUCCAAAAUCAAGCCACUUUUCAGCAACAGCAGAGGAUAAGGCACCAGAUGCUGCUGCAGCAGCAACAGCAGCAGCAGCAAGGAGGACCUCAGGGUAAUCAGCCCGGUUUGGUGGCCCAUUUGCAAAGGCAGCAAAUGAAUCCGGGCGGGUAUCACCAACCACCGCCAUACAACAUGCAAUAAUUUGCUAUUUUCUUCAUUUUGUGUAAUUAUUUAUUGGUAGGUUAAAUUAUCACACACUAGAAUCAUUUUUGUGAUAAAUCAACAUUUGGAUUUUUUGUUCUGUAUUUUUGUAGUAUAAAUGCCGCUUAAAAUGAA